AUGCCCGCCUUCAUUUCGAAAGGCAAGCGCUCAACCUGUUACGUCAUCCACAACCAUAAAGUCAGUCGUGAGCAACCUGCCUCCAACGGUGUUCAUGAUAACCACGGGACCGAGACCCAUUUCUCCGGUGGUUGCGGGACCGAGAGUGAGCUCUCCAACGGUGACCAUGAGCGCACAGCCACCGGCGCGCAUGAGCUCUCCUUUGGGACCAGCGGUGACUCGAGUUGCCACCGCGACCCAGGCACCGGGGAAGGCUGCAGCAUGGUGCUCAUCCGUAGUGACAGUGGCCAACUGAUGCUGGUGUCCCAACAAGCUUUGGCUGCAGCCCAGGGCCUCGCAGCCAGAACUCCUGGAACUGGGACCUCCCCUAGCCCUAGGCCACCGACCACACAGGUGGUAGGGGCUGCUCCGACCCCUCCUGCAGGCCAGAUCCCCAGGCCUUUGAUCCGCCCAGUGGCCCCUGUCACAGUCACCCGUUCUCCUGGCCCUGGUCCUCUCAUCAUCCCAACCAAACCCACCAACACCCCCAGGGCCACACCCCCCACCAUCACACCUGAGGUCCUGGAGAAUGUGAAGAAGUGUAAGAACUUCCUGGUGACGCUGAUCAAGCUGGCCUCUAGUGGAACGCACUCUGCUGACAUGGCCAAGAACGUCCGAGAACUUGUCAAGAGCCUGCUGGAUGGGAGACUUGAACCUGAGGAGUUCACUGACCAACUCUACCGUGAGCUCAAGUCUUCUCCCCAGCCCUACCUGAAAAGUCUCCCAGCUGUGCGGCAGCUCACCCCCAACCCACAGCUCUUCAUCCAGGAGGUUGACCAACCGAAGCCACAGGCUCCAGCCGCCUCCAAGGCCCCGGCAUCCAAAGCCCCGGCCCCCACUGCAGGCCGCACCCCUACCCUCCUCUCCACCAACUCUAGGCCUGCCCACCUCAGCACUGCUAGUGGCCAGUCAAUCAAAUCCACCCAGCUAGUGAUCCAGCAGCCUAGAGGUGUGGUGUAUAAGCCUGCUGUGACAAACCCCGCCCCGGCCCGUACAUACCUGUCUGUUCAGAACAGGAGCCUGGCCAAACCUAUGGUCAUACAGUCAGGACAGCACUACAACACAGGUGCUGUUGUCAGGCGGACUCCUUUCUUGGUCCCGCCGCCUCCAGCCCAGAGACACCCCUUCAAGGACAGUGUUGGUUCUUUCAGGGAGGAGGAUGACAUCAACGAUGUGGCCUCCAUGGCUGGGGUCAACGUGAGCGAGGAGAAUGCGCGUAUCCUAGCAUCCAACUCAGGGCUCAUGGGCUCUGUGGAACGAUCCUGUCAGGACAAACCCUUCCUGUCCCCAGCCCCGCUGCUCACACACAUCCUCCACACUGCUCUCACAGGUGAGAAGUUUGGAUUGUCCGAGGUGGGGUCAGAUGUGGUCAGUCUGGUGUCUCACGCCACACAGGAGCGUCUCAGAGACCUGUUGGAGAAAGUCACAGUGGUGGCACAGCAUCGCAAGAUGGUCCUCAAGGAGGACUACAGUCACGUUCAGACCAGUGACGUGCGUUCCCAGCUCCACUUCCUGGAAGAGCUGGAACGUCUGGAGAAGCAGAGGAGAGACGACGAGGAGAGGGAGACACUGCUCCGCGUCGCCAGGAGUCGCUGUAACACUGAUGAUCCAGACCAGCAACUACUGAAACAACGGGCCAAAGAGCUCCAGCAGUUGGAGCAGGCUCAGCUGCAGCACAGAGAAGCCAACCUCACUGCCCUGGCUGCCAUCGGACCUCGCAGGAAGAGACCACUGGACUCCAAUGGAAACCAGGUGGGGCCAGGUGGCAUUAUGUCAGUACUACAGAGGGCUGGGGUUCAGAGAGUGACUGGGGUCUCUCUGAGGGACCUACUCUUCUGUCUGGAACAGGACCCUCCUCUACGACACUCUCUCACUCUCUACAAGGGCCUGCUCAGAUAGUUUGUGUGUGUGAGAUACUAUCACUCUCCCCCACCAUUUGUGCCAGAUUCUAUGCCUUACCACUCUUUCAGAUGUUGUAUAUUAUAUUUAUUUUGAUAUUUUUAUUUUGUUGAUAUUUUUGUUAUGUAUUUUAUUUUCUAACAAUUUGUAGCACAGUCAGCAAUGUAACUGAAUUCUGCUGAUUCAUGCUGAGAAAAGAUUGUAGUCAGGUUGGCAGGACCAAACAUUUUUAUAUUGCACUUUUUGAGAAGGGCAACUCUGUGAGAGAAGAGGUCAGAACAGUGGAAGUCAGCUCUGUGUUACAGCCUAAAGCAGUGACCCUCUGCCCUUAGUGUGAUUCAGAGAGUGUUCUGUGGUGAGGUCAUUGACUCUUCCUUGUUUUUUCAGUUUCAUGCUAAUAAUAUCACAGACAGACAGCCAUUCCUUACUGAUGUUUACAUGGUUGACCUGAUGAUUGUAAACCUGUGACAAUUUAAAAUAAGUUAAUAGCAAACCCUAGUUGAGUGUCGUACGGUGUACUUUUACAGUCUAACAGGGAUUCUUUGUUUAUUUCCACAUUACUCACACAUUUUCAUGAAAAUGUUAUGCUUCAUAAUUGAUACCUUUUUUAGGUUGUCACUUGGAGGGGAAAAUAGUGAUCCUUCAGAGCGUGUGUGGAAAUGUGUGUCAGAGUUGUGGAUGUGUUUUUGAGAUUCAUUAUUCCUCUAUUUUUGAAUACAGAAGAUAGGAGCUUUAAGGCACAGAAGUACCUUUUGGCUAUGAAAUACAGAGGGUGGAAAGAAUGAAAUGGAUCAGAAUUCUUUCAGCUGAAAAGACUGCUGACCUCUAACUUAACACUAAGCUAGGCAAACUAACAGUGUGCCAGUUAAAGAAGGAUCUGAUAGUGGAAAUGAAUGCUGACCAUUAAUGUGGAGGUUAGCUACUUAGACUGUUUCAUAUAACUGUGCCAGUUAUAGCAAAUGGUUAGGGAGUAUUUUAAUUCAUGUGAUUUACUGAUUGAUUAGGUGAUUGCUGAAUUAUUGAUCAUCGUCGACAACGUUAACAAGCUCAUAUGUCCCACUGCUUCCUGUUCCUGUCUCAGAUCAAAGACAAGCCCCUCCCUCUGACAGCUUGUCAAAUCCAGGAAGACAAAGGCACUUUAGUGUACUUAAUGAAUAUGUAUAAGCAAAGCAUGAAUAUUAACUACUUUCUGCUCAACUCUGAAGCAGGUGGAAUAUUUACCAUGCCACCUAAAAUGAAUGCAAACCUCCCCCUUAACUUUCCGGUUUCAAUUAUACGGUGAUGGUAGGUUUGUCAUCUGAUCUGUGAUUGCUAGAGAAAGACUAGCCUAACUAAAAUUAACAUUUUGUGAAUAUUCUCAUAAUUUACAGUUUCCUGAAUAACUAAUAGACACACACAUGCAUACUUUUUUGUAUGAAACAUGUUUUUACAUCCUUUUGGUACAGUCAUUCAUUUAUGAAAUCAAAUUUCCUUUAGUGUGACAGAGACAGUUUUGAUACAGAUCUCAAGUCCUCUGCUGCGCUAAUGCUCAGCAUAAAACAUGCAACAAUUCAAUCUCUGACAAGACAAAUCUCUUUUAUCAAUGUGAUGAAUAUAAAAUGUUGAAGAACCUCUUCAGAAUUCCAUUGUCAUAAGAUUAAGACUUAACAUGUGAAAACCAUAUUUUUGGUUUAUAAAA
This is a messenger RNA of Salvelinus namaycush (lake trout), 3616 nucleotides long. It is a transcript of the gene taf4b, whose product is annotated as TAF4B RNA polymerase II, TATA box binding protein (TBP)-associated factor. Gene Ontology annotation, molecular function: protein heterodimerization activity; DNA binding; RNA polymerase II general transcription initiation factor activity. The transcript has 15 exons. The record is from RefSeq and is a predicted model, not a curated record. Gene Ontology annotation, cellular component: transcription factor TFIID complex. Lineage: Eukaryota; Metazoa; Chordata; Actinopteri; Salmoniformes; Salmonidae. Bases 1 to 1938 code for a protein of 645 amino acids. Gene Ontology annotation, biological process: transcription initiation at RNA polymerase II promoter; DNA-templated transcription.